AACUGCAGUAUCAAAACGUCAGAUUUGUAGGUUAUAAUAGAACUAUUUGUCAAAAUAUAUUUUUUUUAGAAUUAAACAAUUUGUUGUCGAUAAAAUGUUAAAUGAAUCGAAUGAUAACAAUUCAGACAACAUACCUGAAAAUACAAAUUUCUCCUUUAAACCCAAAAAGCGAAAGCCACUGAGAAAAAGGGCAUCCUCAAACGAGAGUGGGUCAGAUGAAAACGAAAUUAACACAAACUUAGAAGACCUAAAACUACUACAAAACCUGAGAAAGAGGCCCCGUGGAGUAAACAUAGUUAGUAUGACCAUAGGCAAGAAAAUAUCAGGCGAAGGAGAAAGCCAAACUAGCGACACAUUCAAAGCAAAAGCAGGUGGAAUGGUCAAUAUGCAGGCAUUGAAAAAUGGCAAACUGAAGCAAAUCGAUGAUGCCUAUGAUACAGGGAUUGGCACUCAAUUCUCAGUAGAAACUAAUAAAAGGGACGAGGAUGACGAGAUGAUGAAAUAUAUUGAUGAACAAUUAGCUAAACGAAAGGGCAAAGGAACAGAUAUUAAAAAAGAUGAAGGUGAACAAAGUUUUUCAAAAACCAAAUACUUAUCCCCCGAGGAGGCCGCUUUACAGGCUCUUCCUGAUCAUUUGAAGGAGUCUUCACACAGGAAAAACGAGGAAAUGCUUUCAAAUCAAAUGCUAAAUGGCAUUCCGGAAGUUGAUUUGGGAAUUGAAGUGAAAAUAAAAAAUAUUGAAGCCACAGAGGAAGCAAAAUUAAGACUGUUGUGGGAACAAAACAGGAAAAAGGAUGGCCCAUCACAAUUUGUACCCACAAAUAUGGCAUCUAAUUUUGCUCAGCAUAAUCGCUUUAACGUGGAUGUCCCAGAGGUUCCUAUCAAGAAAUUGAAGCCAGAAAACGAAGAUAAGAAGUCAAAAAAAGACGAAAAGGCCACUGAUGACUAUCAUUACGAAAGGUUCAAGAAACAGUUUAGAAGGCACUAACGUCACAAUGAUAAUUGUCCUCAUUUUUAAUCAGAAAUUGUGUAUUAAAGGAAUAGCUGUUUAUUAAGUCCUUUCGUAUGAUAAUUCUUAUAUUGUAGUAGGUACAUGUAUUUAUUUACUAAUUAAGGAGAUGUAACGUACAAGUAAUUGUAUAUUUGUUUCUUAAUUAUAAGAAAGAAACAUUGUUUUGACUUA
Molecule: messenger RNA, 1183 nt
Organism: Agrilus planipennis (emerald ash borer)
Lineage: Eukaryota; Metazoa; Arthropoda; Insecta; Coleoptera; Buprestidae
Product: telomere length and silencing protein 1 homolog
Exons: 4
Coding region: 95-988 (297 amino acids)
Biological process (GO): mRNA splicing, via spliceosome
Cellular component (GO): spliceosomal complex
Source: RefSeq, a predicted model, not a curated record